UCAAUGCAUGAUCGCACAAAAUUGUUUGUGAGAAUGUUUUGCUGGGGACUUCAGGGUAGUCCAGAACAUUCAUCAAUCCUUAAAAAGGCCUUUCUAUUAGGGGCAAAAAAUGGAAUUCAAGAAAUAGUAGAAGAGAUCUUAGUGGUAUUUCCGGAUGCAAUUUCUUAUGUAGACGAAGACGGGCAUUCUGCUCUCCAUCUUGCAGUUAUGUACCGUUGUGAACAUGUUUUCAAUUUUAUUAUUCAACAAAUGGGAGUGAGUAAAAAGUUACUGUUGAAAGUAGACAAUGGAGGCAACAAUAUCUUGCACUUGGUUGGACGAAUGCCAUAUCAACCACAACUUGAAGUUGGUUCUGGUGCAGUUUUACAAAUGCAGCGUGAAUUGCAAUGGUACAAGGAAGUAGAAAAGCUGGUGCCGGUGCAGGCAACAACAACAUUGAACCAUGAUGGAAAGACACCUAUGAUGGUAUUUGACGAGGACCAUCGUCGUAUGAUCCAAUCUGAAGAGCAAUGGAUUGUAAGCCUGGCAAGUGCAUGCACUGUUUCAACAACAAUCAUUGGCACAAUAGCAUUUUCGGCAGCCAUUCAAGUGCCGGGGGGAAACAAUGAUAAAGGCCAUCCAAACUUAAAUAACGAAACCAACAAUAAUACAGGCCAUCCAAACUCAAAUAACGAAACCAACGGAUCCACCUUCAGAUUAUUUGCCAUAUCAAAUGCAGCCGCGCUAUACUCGGCCAUCUCCACAUUCUUAAUCUUUUUAUCCAUCUUCACUACACGCUAUGCAGCAAUUGAUUUUCUAUAUUCCCUGCCCAAUAGAUUAAUAAUUGGCCUGAUUUCCCUGUUUGUCUCUAUAACAUCCACUAUUAUAGCUUUUGGUUUUGCCCAAUAUUUCAUGCUUUUCGAAGAACACGAAACUUGGAAACCAAUUUCAGUGGUCAUAAUGUCCUUUGCACUAGUGACUUUGUUUGCUUUCUUACAAUUUCCCCUCCUCCUAAAUAUGAUGAAAACCACAUAUGGCCGAAGCAUGUUCAACCUUUUAGAUGGAAGAAAUAGUCGAAAAGGCUUAAGGUUUUGAGCUUCCUUAUAUGUACGUUGUAUCGAAGUGGAAAUGCAACAUUGCUCAUUUCGUCGAUGCCAUAGUGAAAUACGCAAGAUGAAUAAAACUCUCUUCCCCCUUUCUCCCUCUUUGUGAUAUUAAAUGUGUGCUUGUGGGUAACAAUCGUAAGCACCCCAAUCAAGUGUUUAGUGAACCUGAUUAUUGCUAAACUGUCUCUAAUGUAUCAAGUCUUUUGUGUUCGGUGCUGUGUUGCUUUAGUUUGUUAUUGGAGCAUACUCGUACAAGCGUUUUGUUA
This is a messenger RNA of Camellia sinensis, 1351 nucleotides long. Lineage: Eukaryota; Viridiplantae; Streptophyta; Magnoliopsida; Ericales; Theaceae. The record is from RefSeq and is a predicted model, not a curated record.